Candoia aspera is the source of this 1112-nucleotide messenger RNA. It is a transcript of the gene FAM221A, whose product is annotated as family with sequence similarity 221 member A. The record is from RefSeq and is a predicted model, not a curated record. NCBI's taxonomy places the organism in Eukaryota, Metazoa, Chordata, Lepidosauria, Squamata, Candoiidae. The transcript is spliced from 7 exons. The coding region runs from base 108 to 1019 and encodes 303 amino acids.
UCUCCGCCGCGUGCGUCGCGUUCGUCCGGAAAGGCUUCGCGGGGUGUGCGAAACGGCAUCUCCGCUGCCCAGUAGGCGGGGAGAGCCCGUAGGAUGUCCCCAAAAUCAUGGAGCGGCUAACAUUUCAGCCCGGGGCCGCCGCCGCCAUAGACGACUAUUUGGAAUAUAAAAGAAUUGUAGGAGAAGAUGAUGGUGGGAAACUGUUUACUCCUGAAGAAUAUGAACAAUACAAGAAACAAGUGUUACCAAUUCGGUUGCAGAAUAGAUUGUAUGUGAGCUGGAGAUCACCAACUGGCAUGGACUGUAAACUCGUGGGUCCAGAAACACUCUGUUUUUGUUCUCACAGAUAUAAACAACACAAAACAGACUUUGAAGUGAUUCCAAAAGAACGUCCCAUUUCUGUACCUUGUAGAGUGAGCCGAUGCCCAUGCAAAUCUUACAAUUUUGUUCCUCUUAAUGGUACCCAGCCCAUCCGCUGUAGAUGUAAGCACUUUGCAGAUCAGCAUAGUCCAGCAACUGGGUUUUUAUGCAACAUGUGUUCCAAGUGUGCAGGGUUUCACAGUUGCUUUACUUGUGGAUGUGGCCAGCCAGCAUAUUCUCAUGAAACAAUAGUGGAAACCAAAGAAGAACGUUUAGCCCAAGGAAAGCCAGUCGGGCAAGAUGUCCCUUAUGCUGCAAUGGGGGGACUAACAGGUUUUAGUUCCCUAGCAGAAGGCUACAUGAGACUUGAUGAUAGUGGAAUAGGAGCACCUUCCACUCAAUUCUUAGAAGCUCCUGUGACCAAUAUGGAUCAUCCAUUUUUAAAAGCAUUCCAAGGUCCUUCCAGUUCCAUGCAGGCACGCACCCAGUUAACAGAUGGAGGUACAAGUACAGCAAUGCAGGCUUCCAGUUUAAGGAGACCUGAAGAAGAUGACAUGGCUUACUUUGAAAGACAGUAUCAGUCACGGUUGAAACAAGAGAAGGCAAGAGAACCAAAAGGAAAAGGUUCUAUAACAACAAAGACUCAAGAUCACCAAUAAUACAAAAUAUGUAUUUUAUUGUCAUUUAUCAGCAUAUCCCUAUAUUUCUCUAUCUUUGUGUAUAUUAUGUCUGAACCUUGGCAACUUUAAGAU